CUGAUUCGUCAUCCGUGAGUCAAGUAUUAAUAUUAGGAAAAGAGGGGGCUUAAUUGAAGAAAGGGAAGGGAAAGAAUGAUAUAUAAAUGAAAUAACAGUGUUCUUUCAGUGUUGAUUUGAAAUUUAAGUUGUUGAAUAUACUUACCCGUCAAAAUGAAAGAAAUUACUGUUGCACUUCUUGCGAUAAGUUUUUUAGCAUUGACAAAUGCUCACACUUAUCACAUGGGAGAAUGCCCUGUUGUACAACCAGUGACUGAUUUCCAGAUGAGUAGAUUUUUGGGAUAUUGGUACGUCAUUCAAAAAACUUCAACUGCUAGUAAAUGCGUUGGAUACAAUUACACACGUGGCGAUGAACCUGGAGAAUACACAAUUUCUCAAGAAUCAAAUCAUCCAGUAUUGGGCCUUACUCCUCUGAAACAUGAGUAUCGUUAUACUGGUGAAUUAACUGUACCAGAACCAAGUACGCCAGCACUGAUGCAGGUUCGCUUCCCACUGAGUGUAGCUGGAAGUGCUUCCCACGUUAUUUUUGCAACAGAUUAUGAUAACUAUGCUGGUAUCUUUACUUGUCAAAAACUUGGAUUUGCACACCGUCGGAGUGCUACAAUUUUAUCACGUAUGAAAGAACUUGACAAAACGAAAGUUGAUGCUAUACGAACUAAGUUAAGCAGUUACGGUGUUGAUCCUUAUGAUUUGAGUAUUGUACCCCAGAGUGGGUGCAAUUUUGGUCAAGAUCCCGUUGAAAUUGACAUUAAUCCAGAUACUUUUAGUUCUGAAAACGUUGGUAAAAUUUUCCGCAAAGCAGGAGAUAAAAUAAAAAAUGGUUUUGAAUGGGUUGUGAACGCGGGAAAUAACGUUUACCAUAAAAUCACCGGUAGUGAGACAAAUGAUUCUGGUAAAGAUAAUAUAAAAGACCAGCAACCUGGGACAGUCAGACCUAUUAGUCAUCCAAAAAUUGAAACCAAUGAAGUAGAAUGGAUUCCUUAAGUACACUAGUAUAUUUUAUACUUUGACUGAUUACUACUGAUACACUUAGCUAUUUUUAAUAAUAUUCCACAAAAUUUACAGCAUUUAUUCAGCGUAAAUAUAAUACAAUAUAUAAUUAUUUUUCUAUUUACUCUGACAGUUUUUGUGAUAUUGAUUUAUAUUCAUUAUGUAAUGUAGAUAGUUUUGUAAAAAUAUAAAUCAUAGAUUAAAAAAUGAUUAUGUUAAUAAAAAAUUUUAUUAAACAAAAAC
This is a messenger RNA of Cotesia glomerata, 1233 nucleotides long. Its product is annotated as apolipoprotein D-like. The transcript is spliced from 5 exons. Bases 154 to 984 code for a protein of 276 amino acids. Gene Ontology annotation, molecular function: pigment binding. NCBI's taxonomy places the organism in Eukaryota, Metazoa, Arthropoda, Insecta, Hymenoptera, Braconidae. The record is from RefSeq and is a predicted model, not a curated record.